AUGAUAGCUCACUACCCGAAGGCUGUCUACUUCAUGCCUUGGAAUGGCAUAACUGGUCCCAUCCAGAACAAAAAUGCCUGGGGAGCUUAUAAUAAUCCUAAAGUGAUUAACAUGGGAGAACUAAGAAGUGUACGAUCCACUGCAAACCCUGCAGCCAAUGAUAAAACUAAGAAGUUGCUUUCGGUUCUGAGCGGCUUGGGUGACAGAGACCGGAUGCUAUCUGGAGCCUUCGGCGGCUACAACCUCUUCGUACAUGAGAUCGGCUUCUCCAUGGAACAGGCAAACGGGAUCCAGAAAUUGACAAACAAAUUACCCACCAUCUAUGGAAUGGACUGUUCCCCUGGUUGGGAGACCACUGAAGACGGCCAUGAAACCGACCUCAUCGAUUGCUUUCACCCAAAUAUUGUAGAUUACGCCAAGAAGGGCGGCAUCAUUACCAUCAGCCACCACUUCCCGAACCCAGUGUAUGCGGGCAACAAAGUUGAUGGAAAAGGAACACUUACCAACACUCAAUACGCAACCAUUCUCCAGGACGGAACUUCAGCAAGAAACAGGUGGCUGAAAAUGAUGGAAAAGAUUGCAACAGGUCUUAAAGCAUACAAGGAUCAAGGAAUCACCAUCCUGUAUCGUCCCUUCCACGAGAUGAACGGAGACUGGUUCUGGUGGUCAGCUAUACCUAACGAUCAAAGUCAAAACGGAGAGAGGCAGCGCCUCUUCAAGCUCCUGUGGCAGGAUCUCUUCAACUUCAUGAAAAAUAAGGGCUUGGACAACCUCCUUUGGGUCUACUCUCCCGAUCAAAGCAGAGACUCCAAAACCGCUUACUAUCCUGGCAAUAAUUAUGUUGACAUCGUUGGUUUGGACUGGUACACAGUAGACCCAAACAGUUAUGUUAACGGCUACGAUGAGCUUCUUAGCCUUGGAAAGCCUUUUGCCUUCGCCGAAGUGGGACCAUAUGGUGAGAGUCAGGGACACUUUGAUUUCGGACUUUUCAUCAAAAAUAUUGUAUCUCGAUACCCGAAGGCUGUAUUCUUCAUGCCAUGGAACGGCAUCACUAGUCCCAUCAAGAACAACAACAUUUGGGAAGUUUACAAUAACCCUAAGGUGAUCAACUUGGGAGAACUGUGAGUGCAUCAAAGCGACUUAUUGUUGUCUCCUUUAUAUUGUUUCACAUUUCAAUAAAGUAAUUGCAUAUAAAGUUCACUUUAACCAUGUUCAAUAAUGCAU
Nezara viridula (southern green stink bug) is the source of this 1224-nucleotide messenger RNA. The record is from the annotation of a GenBank genome assembly. NCBI's taxonomy places the organism in Eukaryota, Metazoa, Arthropoda, Insecta, Hemiptera, Pentatomidae.